Colletotrichum abscissum is the source of this 1971-nucleotide messenger RNA. Its product is annotated as amidase. The transcript has a single exon. Lineage: Eukaryota; Fungi; Ascomycota; Sordariomycetes; Glomerellales; Glomerellaceae. The coding region runs from base 1 to 1971 and encodes 656 amino acids. The record is from RefSeq and is a predicted model, not a curated record.
AUGAAGCUCCCUGCUUUUCUCCUCGCGUUCUGCCUCAUGGCACUCUACUUCAAGGUAGCAAAAGCGCUUACGCCCCUAAAUGGCACUCUUUUCCAAUCUACCUUUGUGUCAAACACUCAAGACCAGUCCUUCCUCAUUGAGAGCACUCAGUAUCUGGCUGUGACUUCGGAUCCUAUAUUCACCGUCUCCUGUGUCCUGGACCCCUCUCAGGGACCACUCACAUACAUCUCCGCCCUUUCUGCCACAACCACCGGAGAUGAGCUGAAACAAGUCAUCAAUGACUCUUUCGGAAAGGAUGAUGUCUUCGUUCAGGGCUUUCUAAGCAAUGUUCUUGUUAGUGCCAGCAGCUCCGAAGACCUCGAUGAUUCGGUCAUCAGCUAUCUGGAAGGUCUCGGAUCCAACAUUAUCUACGGUGCUGGUGAUGGGCCAUCCACUUGCGGCAACUCCACGCUUAUUCCCUGUCCAUUGUUUGCCAUCACAGAUGGAGACAGUCUCUACCUCAGCAAGGUCCUCCUCAUGUACGUCGAUAUGUACAGAACCUUUGUGACUGGCACGUACGAGUCAAACGGAGAAUACAAGGCAUUCACCCAGUCCGAGGCUGACUGGGGAUACCCUAUGAUUCCCGUUCCUUCCAGGCUUUACAGCACGGAAGACACAAGACCUUUGGCUGGUCAGCGUGUUGCAGUGAAGGACAUUUACGAUCUUGAGGGGAUCCAGACGACCGCUGGGAGCAGAUCCUACGCUGCCGUCAACGACGUCGCAGAUAAGACGGCACCUGCUCUCCAGAAAAUUCUCGACCUCGGCGGAGUUGUCGUCGGCAAGCAGAAGACUGCCCAGUUCGCGUCCCCUCAGAGCCCCUGGAACUGGAAUGAUGCGUUCUAUCCCCGCAGCCCUCGCGGAGACACCUUCCUAAGCUGCUCAGGCUCUUCUUCUGGAGCGGGUUGCUCCAUCGCUGCUUACGACUGGCUUGACUUUGCCAUUGGUACCGAUACUGGUCUUUCGGUGCGACAGCCGGCUGCAUUUUCGGGCACAUAUGGCAACAGACCUUCUCAGGGAAUGAUCCUAAUGGAGAACAUCAUCACAAAUGCCUUCAAUGCCGAUACUGCCGGAGUCUUCUGUCGCGACCCUGUCAAGUGGACUACCUUCGCGAAGGCUUGGUACGACCCCUCACUCCAUCAGGACACGUCGUUGAACGGCUUGCCUGCUCUCUCAGUUCCCGACGAGCGUACGUUCCCUAAGCGAAUUCUGUACCCGGUCGACCAUCUCCCGCUGCAGAACCCCGCCGCUGAGACAAUUCUUCAAAAGUUCCUAAGCGACGCGUCGGCAUCUCUUGGCGCCACUGUGGAGCAGGUCAACCUUACUGAGACGAUCGAGAAUGUGACCGGACGACCCAUCUCGCAAAUCCUCGGAGACUUGCUUGUUCUGUGGACACACGACUUGAUCACGGAGACUGCCCAGCCCCUCCUGGCAAAGUAUGCUCCGGCUUUUCCGCCCCUUGACCAACCGUAUCGCGGGGCAUUCCACUCCCUGACCAUUGACGACAACGUCUACAAGGCGGCAAUGGCGAACCGGACCCGCGAUGCGGCCCUGUGGCACGACAAGACCCUGUUCUCCACGGACACAUCCUGUUCUGAGGCAAUUUUUGUUUAUGAUGUCGGAACUGGCGGCAUUCCUACGUUCCGAUCCCAGGACCUCAACAGCGACCCUGGUUCCACAGCCCCUGUGAACCCUACAACAUCUCAAGCUGGGUCGACUGUGGCGUCUUACUUUGGCGAUGCCGAUUACACUGUUCCCAUUGGCCAAGUCUCCUACUUCAGCAAUGUGACUUUCCAGGAAGAGUUCAUGCCUGUCACUGUGAAUCUCGUGGCUAAGCGCGGCUGCGACUUUGUUCUCUUCAACUUGGUCAAUGACUUGGCCGACAAGGGCAUCUUGAAGACGGUCUUAACAGGAAAGCAGGCUUUUGCCUCUUAG